This is a messenger RNA of Moneuplotes crassus, 400 nucleotides long. The record is from the annotation of a GenBank genome assembly. Lineage: Eukaryota; Ciliophora; Spirotrichea; Euplotida; Euplotidae.
UUGAAAAUAGUUAAAGAUUCCUCAUUUAAUCCUCAUCUUUUAUGUUCUUCCUCUUUUUAAGCUCUUCUUCUUGCAGCUUCUCAUAAUACUCUUUCUCCAAAGGAUGCACUAUACCUGGCCCUGCAUCUUCUUCCUCCACGUCCAAGAUAUUAUGCAAAUCUACGGUAUAAAAUCCUUUCCCGGACGAAGUUCUCGAAUAGUACCCCCCAGAAUCCCUUGGUCGCCCCUUGAGACCCCUAAAAUCUCUGCUGCUAAGCUCUUUCUCCUCCCUCUUUCCCCUAAGUCCAUAAGAAUAUUCCUGGCAUGCGAAUAUAAUCCUAUUUAUACGUAGGUAAAGUAUAUUCAUCACGGAGAAUGAAGGCGGUAGCUCCACCUAAAGUUAUUGGGAAAAGGUAGCUGC